This is a messenger RNA of Vombatus ursinus (common wombat), 3427 nucleotides long. Its product is annotated as zinc finger protein 271-like. NCBI's taxonomy places the organism in Eukaryota, Metazoa, Chordata, Mammalia, Diprotodontia, Vombatidae. Gene Ontology annotation, biological process: regulation of transcription by RNA polymerase II. The record is from RefSeq and is a predicted model, not a curated record. The transcript is spliced from 4 exons. Gene Ontology annotation, molecular function: DNA-binding transcription factor activity, RNA polymerase II-specific; RNA polymerase II cis-regulatory region sequence-specific DNA binding. The coding region runs from base 74 to 3103 and encodes 1009 amino acids.
UUUCCCCUGAGGAAGGCAGGACCAGGGUCUCUCACCCUCCUUGAGACCUUCCCCUCCACAGGUCCUUGUGGGGAUGGCCAGCCUCCUCUCUUGCAGGGCAAAGGAAAGACCCCUUCCUCUCAAGGAUCAUUCUUCCGCAGCUCAUCCUGCUGAGUAUUCGGACCUGGCCCAAGAGUGGAGCAUGGAACAAGAGGGAAUAGCCCCAGUGCCCUGGAGCAAGCCGUCCUGGGAAUCGGUGACAUUCAAGGAUGUGGUUGUGGCCUUUAGCCAGGAGGAGUGGUGCCUCCUGGACACUUCACAGAAGAAGCUGUAUAAAGAUGUCAUGCUGGAGAACUCCUGGAACAUGCUUUCCCUGGGGCUUCCAGUUCCCAAAGAAGAUUUGAUCUCCCAGUUGGACCAAGGGGAAGCACCAUGGAUGCUGGAGAGAGAAGAUUCAAUAAACUCCUGUUUAGGUGGGGGAGCCAGGCCUAAAACCAAGGAAUAUACUCCAAAGCUGAGCAUUUCCUGUGACUUGAAUUUGAAAGAACUCUGGGAUUACAAUAUCAAGUUAGAGAAAAAUCAAGGCAACUGGAAGAGUGAUUCCAGACAUUUAAAAAUUAUACUCAGACAAACUCCCAGUGAAGGGAGGGAUGAUAGAAGUUCUAGCCUGGGGUCAGCAAUUUCUGACCAACGAAGAUUUCCUGUAGAAAAUAUUCACAGUGAAUAUGACAAAAGUGGAAAGAGCUUCAGACAAAACUCAGAUCUAUUUCAAUAUAAGAAAAUAACCUCAGGAAAUGGCUAUUCCAAGUGUAGGACAUAUGGGGAAUGCUUUAAUCAGCCAUUAGCGCUUACUCAUGGUUAUGGGAAGCAUACUGGAGUGAAAGGUUUUCAAGGUAAUCACUGUAAGACAGCCUUGACCUUGAGCCCAGACUUUUUGGGGCAUCAGAAGAGUCAUAGUGGAGAAAUGCCUUAUAGAUACAAUGAACUUGGAACAGCUUUCUCCCAUCUCUCCUCUAUUACGGUACACCAGAGGGUUCAAACUGCAGAGAAAUGGAAUGAAUCUAAGAAAUAUAGGAAAGCCAUUUUUCAGAGUGAAGAUCUUAUUAAAUGUCAGAAAACUCACGGUGUAAAAAGGCCUCUUAAAUGUAAUGAGCAUCAGAAAGCCUUCAGCAGAGAUGGAGACAUUGUUGGAGAUCAGAACAUUCCUACUGGAGAGGAAUUCCAUAAAUACAAAGAAUAUGGGAGGCCCUUCAUCAGAAGUACUGACUUGAACAGUCAUCAGAAUAUGCACCAUGGAGAGAAGUCUUUUAAAUGUAAUAUAUGUGAGAAGGCCUUUAGCAAAAGUGCAAACCUUACUGUACAUAAGAGGAUUCAUUCGGGAGAGAAACUUUAUAAAUGCAGUCAAUGUGGAAAGACUUUUGGGAAGCUCUCCAACCUUGAUGUACAUCAAAGGAUUCAUUUUGGAGAAAAGCCCUAUAAAUGCACUGAAUGUGGAAAGGCCUUUAUCCAGAGCGCAUCCCUCAUUGCACAUCAGAGGAUUCAUUCUGGAGAGAAACCUUACAUAUGCAAUCAGUGUGGAAAGGCUUUCAGAAACCGAUCCAACCUUGCUGUACAUCAGAGGAUUCAUACUGGAGAGAAACCCUACAAAUGUUAUGAAUGUGGGAAGGCCUUCAGCCAGAGCAGACACCUUCAUAGACAUGAGAAUAUUCAUACUGGAGAAAAGUCCUACAAAUGUAAUGAAUGUGGGAAAGUCCUCAGCCAGAGCUCAUCCCUCACUGCACAUCAGAGGAUUCAUUCUGGAGAGAAACCUUGCAAAUGUAAUCAGUGUGGAAAGGCUUUUAGAAAGCUCUCCAACCUUGUUGUACAUCAGAGGAUUCACACUGGAGAGAAACCCUACAAAUGUUCUGAAUGUGGGAAGAACUUCAGCCAGAGUAGAGACCUUGUUCGACAUCAAAGGAUUCAUACUGGAGAAAAGCCUUAUAAAUGUAAUGAAUGUGAGAAGGCCUUCAAUCAGAGUAGAGACCUUUUUCAACACCUGAGGAUUCAUACUGGAGAAAAACCCUAUAAAUGUAACAAAUGUGGGAAGGCUUUUAGUCAGAGUGCAAACCUCAGUGUACACCAGAGAAUUCAUACUGGAGAAAAGCACUAUAAAUGUAACGAAUGUGGCAGGGCCUUCAGCCAGAAGUCAUCCCUUAUUGCACAUCAGAGAAUUCAUUCUGGGGAGAAACCUUAUAAAUGUGAUCAAUGUGGAAAGGCUUUUAGAAAACCAUCCAACCUUGCUGUACAUCAGAGGAUUCAUACUGGAGAAAAGCCCUACAAAUGUAACAAAUGUGGGAAGGCCUUCAGCCAGAGUAGGCACCUUCUUAGUCAUCAGAAUAUUCAUAUUGAAGAGAAGCCCUAUAAAUGUAAUGUAUGUGGAAGGGCCUUCAACCAGAGCUCAUCUCUUAGUGCACAUCAGAGGAUUCAUUCUGGAGAGAAAGCUUACAAAUGUAAUCAAUGUGGAAAGGCUUUCAGGAAGCCUUCCAAUCUUGAUGUACAUCAGAAGAUUCAUACUGGAGAGAAGCCUUACAAAUGUAACGAAUGUGAGAAGGCCUUUACCCAGAGUAGGGACCUUCUUCGACAUCAGAGGAUUCACACUGGAGAGAAGCCCUACAAAUGCAACAUGUGUGCAAAGGCCUUCACCCAGAGUAGGGACCUGAUUCGACAUCAGAGGAUUCAUACUGGAGAGAAGCCCUAUACUUGUAGUAAAUGUGGGAAGGCCUUCAGCCAGAGUGCCAACCUCAGUGUACAUCAGAGAAUUCAUACUGGGGAGAAGCCCUACAAAUGUAAUGAGUGUGAGAAGGCCUUCAGCCAGAGGUCAUCCCUCAUUGCACAUCAGAGGAUUCAUUCUGGAGAGAAACCUUACAAAUGUAAUCAAUGUGGAAAGGCUUUCAGAAAGCCCUCUAACAUUGCUGUGCAUCAGAGGAUCCAUACUGGGGAGAAGCCUUAUAAGUGUAAUGACUGUGGGAAGGCCUUCAGCCAGAGUAGAGAUCUUUUUAGGCAUCAGAAUGCACAUACUGGAAAGAAACCUUACAAAUGUAAUAAAUGUGAAAAUGCUUUUAGAAAGCCCUCCAAACUUGCUUGAAAUGGAGGUGCUCAAACUUGAAAGAGCCCUAGGCCAGUGGUUUGGAAAGCAUGGUCUGUGAAUCCCUGGCGGUGCUUGAGGCCUUUUCAGGGGCCUGAUCAGGUCAAGACUAUUUUUAUAAUAUUUAUAUAAGCCAUAUAAUUGGUACUCAUUUUGUUUCUUUUUGUAAUUUUCUAUUCUGACCAUAAAGAGCACCAAAUUACAUUUCUAUAUACAUAACUGAACACAAAUUAGAUUCUCUGUGAAAUCAGUUGGAGAAGGAAAUGGCAAAUCACUCCAAUAUCUAUGCCAAGAAAACCUCAGAUGGGGUCAUGAAGAAUGAGA